CGCGUCCAGGGCAGCGGUCUGAGUGGAGCGCCUGCACCUCGGCCUUCACCGACAACCAGCGCACACGCCGGUCCUCGCCCCAAGACUGUCGACCGUCGGCACAGCCAAGCAGCUGCACACGAUGAGAGUGGUGGCACUAGUCGUGCUGGCGCUGUGGGCGCCCAGCACGGCCUACGUGUUCCGCGCCCCUUCGUCGGCGUCCGCGAACGUGGGUGGCGCGGGCAACACGGACGUCAGCUCUGGCAUAGCGGGACUGGCCACGACGCUGCUCACUGCCUUCCCGGGGCAGGACAACGUGGUGCUGUCGCCGCUUGGCAUCGCCACCGUGCUGUCCGCGCUCCAGGUGGGCGCCAAGGGCCCCACGGCCCACCAGCUCGCCGCCGUGCUCGGCCAGGGAUCCACCUCGUACCGCACCUACUGGGUGCAGCUAGGAGACACGAUACGCGCCAUCAACUCCUCGACGACGGUGAUCUCGAACGUGGCGAGUGCCAUCUUCCUGGACAAGAGCCUGGCGCUGAACCCGCGGUACGCGCAGGACGUGCGCGGCGCGCUGGCCAGCGAUGUGUUCGCGUUGGACAUCGCCGGCCAGCCCGGCCAGGCGGCCGCCUUCGUCAACCAGUGGGUGUCGGACAGGACGCGCGGCCAGAUCCGCUCCGUGGUGCCGCCGGCGCUGCAGGCGAACAGCGGCCUGCUGGCGGCCAGCGCGCUCUACUUCAACGCCGCCUGGCGCCACCAGUUCCCCGUCUCCAGCACGCACCGCGCCCGCUUCACCGUCAGCGACACCGAGGCCUUCGAGGUCGACAUGAUGGAGCACGAGUCCGACGUCCUCUACAUCCACGACACCACUCUCAAGUGCCAGGUGCUGGGGCUGCCGUACAAGGACGAGUCGUUCGCCAUGUUCCUGCUGCUGCCGGACGAGCGCGGCGUCCAGGGCCUGUCGCGGCUGGAGUCCCAGCUGCCUCCGGAGACGCUGCUGCGGCUGCUGGCGUCGGCGCGCCCCACGGAGCUCCCCUACCUGGUGCCGCGCAUGCGCCUCGAGGGCUUCUCCAGCCUGGCCGGCGCGCUUUCCGCCGCCGGUGUCUCCUCCAUCUUCGACCCGCAGCAGGCCGACCUCUCCGGGAUUGUCUACAAAAAUUCGGGGACGCCGCUGUACGUGGGUGACUUGCUGCACCGCGUGGUGGUGGACGUCUCUGAGUCCGGCACGGAGGCGGCGUCGGCCACCGUGGCUCUGGUCACGCUCUCUGGCCGCGUCGAGGAGUUCCGCGCCGACCGGCCGUUCCUGCUGGUCAUCCAGCACCGGCCCACCGGCGUCAUCCUCUUCUGGGCCAGCGUCGUGCGGCCCACGCCCAACUACCCGCUCAGCAGGAGGCAGUGACGCCGCUCCCGGCGGCAGGGCCGUGUCGUUCUGAUCCCAGCUGCUGGGCUCGAGUGACUCUGCGGCGCUUGCUCUCUGUACUGAGAUCCUACUAAACCAGCGACUUUCUUGUCUCAGUCGACUACUCGUGGCAGCUGGGUCUGCAGCAGCGCUCCUGGCGUGUCAUUCCAGUACUGUCCCACCUGUCACGAGACGACGUUUACGUUUAGAUUAGAUUAGAUUUACUUUCAUUCCAAUUGAUCCGUAGUGAGGAGGUCCUCCAGGAUGUAGAACAUGUCAGAAAAACAACAAUACAUGACAAAUAUUUACAACUAAAACAAA
This is a messenger RNA of Schistocerca piceifrons (Central American locust), 1696 nucleotides long. Its product is annotated as leukocyte elastase inhibitor-like. Gene Ontology annotation, molecular function: serine-type endopeptidase inhibitor activity. The record is from RefSeq and is a predicted model, not a curated record. Bases 122 to 1375 code for a protein of 417 amino acids. The transcript has 5 exons. Lineage: Eukaryota; Metazoa; Arthropoda; Insecta; Orthoptera; Acrididae.